Molecule: messenger RNA, 2163 nt
Organism: Salvelinus namaycush (lake trout)
Lineage: Eukaryota; Metazoa; Chordata; Actinopteri; Salmoniformes; Salmonidae
Product: plasma membrane calcium-transporting ATPase 2-like
Exons: 14
Coding region: 1-2163 (720 amino acids)
Biological process (GO): regulation of cytosolic calcium ion concentration; calcium ion transmembrane transport
Cellular component (GO): postsynaptic density membrane; intracellular membrane-bounded organelle
Molecular function (GO): PDZ domain binding; ATP binding; P-type calcium transporter activity
Source: RefSeq, a predicted model, not a curated record
AUGAGGCAGCAGCAGAACCACCGCCGAGGCAGCAGCAGAACCACCGAUGAGGCAGCAGUAGAACCACCUCCGAGGCAGCAGCAGAACCACCGCCGAGGCAGCAUUAAGAACCAUCGCCGAGGCAGCAGCAGAACCACCAAUGAGGCAGCAGCAGAACCACCUCCAAGGCAGCAGCAGAACCACCGCCGAGGCAGCAUUAAGAACCAUUGCCGAGGCUGCAGCAGAACCACCGCCGAGUCAGCAGCAGAACCACCUCCAAGGGAGCAGCAGAACCACUGUCGAGGCAACAGAAACACCGCCGAGUCAGCAGCAGAACCACCGAUGAAGGAGCAGCAGAACCACUGCCGAGUCAGCAGAACCGCAGCAGAACUACUGCCAAGGCAGCAGAACCACUGUCGAGGCAACAGAAACACCGCCGAGUCAGCAGCAGAACCACCGAUGAAGGAGCAGCAGAACCACCUCCAAGGUGGGAGUGAGGGUACAGCAGGGCAGCUGGUGUACAGGGUCUAUCACGCUGACUGCCCCCAUCCCUCUGCCCACCCCAUCGCAACUAUAGCCACCGAUGGUGCUGCAGGCGGUAUUGCACCUGGCAAUGCCAGCCUAGUCAAUGGUAAAAUACAGGAUGGCAAUAUGGAGAACAACCAGACUAAAGUCAAGAAGCAGGACGGAGCGGCUGCCAUGGAGAUGCAGCCUCUGAAGAGCGCCGAGGGAGGAGAGAUGGAGGAGAAGGAGAAGAAGAAAGCAAAUGUCUCCAAGAAGGAGAAGUCUGUCCUCCAGGGGAAACUGACCAAGCUGGCUGUUCAGAUCGGCAAAGCAGGUCUGGUGAUGUCAGCCAUCACAGUGAUCAUCCUGGUGCUGUACUUUGCUGUGGACAACUUUGUCCUGCAGAAGAGGCCGUGGCUGACGGAGUGCACUCCCAUCUACGUACAAUACUUUGUCAAGUUCUUCAUCAUCGGUGUCACUGUGCUGGUGGUGGCUGUACCCGAGGGGCUGCCCCUGGCCGUCACCAUCUCCCUGGCCUACUCUGUCAAGAAAAUGAUGAAGGAUAAUAACCUGGUGCGUCACCUGGAUGCGUGUGAGACGAUGGGGAACGCCACGGCCAUCUGCUCCGACAAGACCGGCACUCUGACCACCAAUCGCAUGACGGCCGUAGCGUGCUACGUGGGAGACGUCCACUACAAGGAGAUACCAGACCCCGGAGCGCUGACGGCCAAGUCUCUGGACAUACUGGUCAAUGCCAUCUCCCUCAACAGCGCCUACACCACAAAGAUACUGCCUGCCACCAAGGAGGGUGGUCUGCCCAUGCAAGUGGGCAACAAGACAGAGUGUGGUCUGCUUGGCCUGGUGCUGGACCUGAAGAGAGACUAUCAGCCCAUCCGUAACCAGAUCCCAGAGGAGAAACUCUACAAGGUGUACACCUUCAACUCGGCCAGGAAGUCCAUGUCCACUGUCAUCAAACUAUCAGACGGCAGCUUCAGGAUGUACAGCAAGGGAGCCUCUGAGAUCGUCCUGAAGAAGUGCACUAAGAUCCUGAACCAGGAAGGCGAGCCGCGGGUGUUCCGUCCCCGAGAUAAGGACGAGAUGGUGAAGAAGGUGAUCGAGCCGAUGGCGUGUGACGGGCUGCGGACCAUCUGUGUGGCGUACCGUGACUUCCCUGCCGACCCAGAACCACUCUGGGACAACGAGAACGACAUCCUCAAUGAGCUGACGGCCGUCUGUGUGGUCGGGAUAGAGGACCCUGUCAGACCAGAGGUACCAGAUGCCAUUAUAAGGUGCCAGCGUGCAGGCAUCACGGUGCGUAUGGUGACAGGUGACAACAUCAACACGGCCAGGGCCAUCGCCAUCAAGUGUGGCAUCAUCCACCCUGGAGAAGACUUCCUGUGUAUCGACGGCAAGGAGUUCAACAGGAGGAUCCGCAACGAGAAGGGAGAGGUUGAGCAGGAGCGCAUGGACAAGGUGUGGCCUAAACUGCGAGUCCUGGCUAGAUCCUCCCCUACUGAUAAACACACACUGGUCAAAGGCAUCAUAGACAGCUGCUUGACAGACCAGAGACAGGUGGUGGCGGUGACAGGAGACGGGACUAACGAUGGACCAGCCCUGAAGAAGGCUGACGUGGGCUUUGCCAUGGCCCCAGUGAAGGCCCCUAUGACAGCCACCACUUGA